AUUCUUAUCUAUGUGGUGAAAAAGUAGACAAACCACAUUACAAGUCGAUGAAUAAAAUGUUAAUUAUAAGUCAAUAGAGGAUAAUCAUCGCUAGAGAGAAUUUAAGAAAGAUUUUUCUUGAAAAGUAAAGACAGAGCACCAUUGUUGUUUGUGUUUCAGAACCAAACCCCCAAAAAGAAAAAGAAAAGAAAACAAGAACCUCCGUAGACGACGAGGAUGCCCACGUGCCUGCACUUCACUGUCUGGUUACUUUUGUGUAUAUUCGGUUCGAUUCACUUGGUUCGAUCUCAAAACCGAACCGGAGCAACUACUGACCGCGACGAAGCCUUAGCUUUGAACUCCAUAUUCACGGCUUGGAAGAUCCAGGCGCCGAGGAGUAACUGGAACAUCAGUGGCGAACUCUGCUCCGGCACUGCCAUCACCGAGAACAUUACCAUCGACGACAAAGCCUACAACCCUCUAAUCAAAUGCGACUGCACGUUCAGCGACUCCACAAUCUGCCGCAUCACCGCCCUCAAGGUUUAUGCGAUGGAUGUUCGAGGACCUAUACCUCCACAACUCUGGACUUUGAUAUACCUCACUAAUCUGAACCUGGCUCAAAAUUUUCUUACGGGCUCCCUUUCCCCUGCAAUUGGAAAUCUGACUAGAAUGGAAUGGCUGACUUUUGGGAUCAAUGCCUUGUCUGGCCCCGUUCCCAAGGAAAUUGGUCUUCUUACAAAAUUGAAAUCUAUUGGUAUUAGUUCAAAUAAAUUUUCUGGCUCUAUACCAGCUGAGAUUGGGAAUUGCACAAAACUACAGCAGAUAUACAUGGAUAGUUCCGAUUUCACCGGUGGAAUACCUUCAUCAUUUGCUAAUCUUGUGGAGCUGCAAACAGCUUGGAUGAUGGAUCUGGGACUUACAGGUCGUAUACCAGACUUUAUAGGAAAAUGGACCAAACUUACCGGCUUGAGAAUUUUCGGAACUGGUUUAAGUGGUCCGAUACCUUCGUCAUUUUCCAACUUAACUUCUUUGACAGAACUGAGGCUUGGUGAUAUAUCAAACGGUAGCUCUUCUCUUGAGUUCAUCAAAAACAUGAAAUCUCUAAGUACAUUAGUAUUGAGGAACAGCAAUCUCACUGGGACAAUACCUUCUUAUAUUGGAGAAUUCUCAGGUCUCCAACAAGUUGAUUUAAGCUUCAACAAACUACAUGGACCAAUUCCGGCUUCAUUGUUCAACCUAAGUCGACUUACUACCUUGUUUCUAGGGAAUAACACGCUGAAUGGUUCCUUGCCCACUCAAAAGAGCCAGACUUUGAGCAAUAUAGAUGUGUCGUACAAUGAUUUGUCUGGGAGUCUUCCUUUAUGGGUCAACUUACCGAACUUGCAACUAAAUCUUGUUGCCAACAACUUCACCUUAGCUGCAGGUCUUGACAGCAGUGUUUUAUCAGGACUGAACUGUCUGCAGAAGAACUUCCCCUGCAAUCGAGGCAAGGGAUUAUAUUCUGACUUUGCUAUCAACUGCGGAGGCCAACAAAUACGGUCAGCUAGCGGAGCAGUAUUUGAGAGGGAGGACGGGGCUCUUGGACCAGCUUCAUUCGUCGUGAGUAAUGCACGGAGAUGGGCAGCCAGUAGUGUAGGACUUUUUGGGGGUAGCAGUAAUAUAUACAUAGUGACUUUACUAUCACAAUAUGUCAACACUUUGGACUCAGAGCUUUUUCAAUCAGCAAGACUUUCUGCAUCUUCCCUAAGGUAUUAUGGGUUGGGCCUGGAAAAUGGAGGCUAUACAGUAACACUUCAGUUUGCUGAAAUUCAAAUAAUUGAUUCAUCUUCUUCAAACACUUGGAGAGGUUUAGGUAGAAGACGUUUUGACAUUUAUGUCCAGGGAAGACUUGUUGAAACAGAUUUCGAUAUACGCAGAACAGCUAAUGACUCAACCUUCCGAGCAGUUGAGAGAGAAUAUAAAGUUAAUGUAUCAGAAAAUUACAUGGAAAUUCAUCUUUUCUGGGCUGGAAAAGGAACAUGUUGUAUUCCCAUUCAAGGUGCUUAUGGGCCCUUAAUCUCCGCCGUCAGUGCAAAACCAGAUUUUAUACCAACUGUGGCUAACAAACCACCAUCAAAGGGAAAUAACAGGACUGGUACCAUUAUGGGUGUCAUUGUUGGCCUAGGACUUUUGACCAUCAUUACGGGAGUGGUUAUCUUAAUCAUCCGAAAAAGAAGAAACCGAUACACAGAUGAUGAAGAGAUACUGAACAUGGACGUGAAGCCUUACACUUUUUCUUACUCUGAACUUAAAAGUGCCACUCAAGAUUUCAAUCCCUCAAACAAGCUUGGAGAGGGAGGAUUUGGGCCUGUUUAUAAAGGAAACCUGAAUGAUGGACGAGAGGUGGCGGUGAAGCAGUUGUCGGUUGGAUCCAGACAAGGAAAGGGACACUUUGUUGCAGAAAUUGUAGCAAUUUCUACAGUUAUGCACCGCAACCUAGUUAAACUUUACGGAUGUUGCUAUGAAGGAGAUCAUCGUUUGCUCGUAUAUGAAAAAUAUCUUUCAAUCUCUCUCUCAUCUCAUUCUCGACGCCUCUCAGGCUCUCACCCUCUCUCCGAUCUCACCCUCUCUCCGAUCUUCUCGUGCGUUUCAUCAUCUCACACUCUCCGAUCUCCGACGCUCGUGGGUUUAUCUCAGCCUCUCUCUCCGAUCUCGACGCUCGUGGGUUUCGUCUCAGCCUAUCUCUCGGAUCUCGCCUCAGCUUCUUCUUCGUUCUCGACGCCUCAGCUCGGCGGUUUCAUCUCAGCCUCUCUCUCCGAUCUCGACGUUCGUGGGUUUCAUCUCAGCCUCUCUCCGGUCUCGUCGGCGGUUUCAUCUCAGCCUCUCUUCGAUCUCGACGCUCGGUGGUCUCAUCUCAACCUCUCCCUCCUCGACGCUCGUGGGUUUCAUCUCAGCCUCUCUCUCCAAUCUCAGAAACUUGUGAUUGAUAACUUAUACAGAGAAGCUUAUACAGUGACUGUUUCAAAACCCAUUUUGUUCUCUUAG
Molecule: messenger RNA, 3003 nt
Organism: Raphanus sativus (radish)
Lineage: Eukaryota; Viridiplantae; Streptophyta; Magnoliopsida; Brassicales; Brassicaceae
Product: probable LRR receptor-like serine/threonine-protein kinase At1g56140
Exons: 23
Coding region: 217-3003 (928 amino acids)
Biological process (GO): protein phosphorylation
Molecular function (GO): ATP binding; protein binding; protein kinase activity
Source: RefSeq, a predicted model, not a curated record